Eucalyptus grandis is the source of this 1450-nucleotide messenger RNA. RefSeq names its product G-type lectin S-receptor-like serine/threonine-protein kinase LECRK3. Gene Ontology annotation, biological process: protein phosphorylation. The transcript has 2 exons. NCBI's taxonomy places the organism in Eukaryota, Viridiplantae, Streptophyta, Magnoliopsida, Myrtales, Myrtaceae. The record is from RefSeq and is a predicted model, not a curated record. Gene Ontology annotation, molecular function: ATP binding; protein kinase activity. The coding region runs from base 1 to 1227 and encodes 408 amino acids.
AUGACUGCAUCUUCCCUGUCCAACGGAAGAGUUGAUCCUAACUUGCAAGGAAAGUUCCUAAUCAAAGUCCCGAAGCGUGACUCAACUCUUACAAACGAUUCCCAAUAUCCAAUCCCAAAGGGAAGGAUAAAAGACCACGAUCAUAGAAUUUUGAUUUUCGUUGGAUCAGUGCUAUUCGCAACUUCUGUGUCCGUCAAUUUUCUACUCAUCGGUGCUCUCACUUGGGGGUUUUUCUUUGUCUACCGCAAGAAGCUCAAGAAUAUAUCCACCAAAGAGAACUUCGUGGAAUCAAAUUUGCGUUAUUUCACUUACCAAGAGCUUUUCCAAGCCACGGAUGGGUUCAAGGAAGAGGUAGGCCGGGGAUCUUUCGGGAUUGUUUAUAAAGGGGUGAUGUCCAACGAUGCACCAAUUGCCGUGAAGAAGCUAGCUAGUGGGAUGCAAAACAAGGAGAGGGAGUUCAGAACAGAAGUCGAUGUGAUAGGCCAGACCUCUCACAAGAAUCUGGUUAGAUUACUUGGUUUCUGUGAUGAACGCCAAGAAAGGUUGCUCGUCUAUGAGUUCUUGAGCAAUGGCACACUAUCAAGUCUUCUCUUUUCAGGUGAAUCCAAACCCAGUUGGAUCCAGAGAUGCCAAAUUGCUUCAGGAAUUGCCAGGGGAUUACUAUACUUGCAUGAAGAGUGCACUACACAAAUCAUCCACUGCGAUAUAAAGCCACAGAACAUACUUCUCGAUGACUACUACAACGCGAGAAUCUCUGAUUUUGGACUUGCCAAGCUCCUGAAGAUGAGCCAGAGCCAUACUCAAACGAAUAUAAGAGGAACAAGAGGGUACAUCGCUCCUGAAUGGUUCAGGAACUUGCCCAUCAGUGUGAAAGUGGAUGUCUAUAGCUACGGGGUGUUGCUUCUGGAGAUAAUAUGCUGCAGGAGCUGUUUCAAGACUGAGGUGAGCAGAGAGAGUGAGGGAGGGCUCUUGACUGAUUGGGCUUAUGAUUGCUUCAUGCAUGGAAGGCUGGAUGCUCUGGUUGAAGGUGACACGGAGGGUCUGAGUAACAGGGUGAAGCUGAAGAAUUUGGUCAUGAUCACGUUAUGGUGUAUUCAAGAGGACCCUUCCUUGAGGCCAACGAUGAAGAAGGUGACACAGAUGCUGGAAGGAGCAGUGGAAGUGCCUGUCCCUCCAUGUCCAUUCCCCUUGAACAGCAGCACCUCCUCUUUCCUUCACCCAAAUUGAACAGGGCUUAAGUGGUAUGCUCCAUGAAUCACAAUUUUCUCACGCUGGUCGUGAACAUGUUAUCUUCGCUACGUACAUUUUUGCAUCUUGCUGGGUAACUUACAAAGGAGGAGAACCUCCGGUUGCCAAUGUAAGUUACUACAGUAAUUUUAUAUGUAAUCCUAGAAAAUAAAAAUAAGGAUUAUUUUGAUAAUGAAUGUAGUACUGAAGGAUGCAACUUAGA